Molecule: messenger RNA, 573 nt
Organism: Papaver somniferum (opium poppy)
Lineage: Eukaryota; Viridiplantae; Streptophyta; Magnoliopsida; Ranunculales; Papaveraceae
Product: pheromone-processing carboxypeptidase KEX1-like
Exons: 1
Coding region: 1-573 (190 amino acids)
Source: RefSeq, a predicted model, not a curated record
AUGAUUAUCGAGCAUGAACGUCGGGAUACGGAUUGGGGCAGAGUUGUUCCUGUUCCGAUUCCGGAACCUACCAAUAAUGGUCGUGUAUUUAUGUCAUCUCUGAAAAACCUAGAAAUGCACCUACAACUAAGAAAUGAUCUUGUCAAGCACAUUGUUGUGCGUCCUGGUAGAGGAGGCCAGGAAACGGACUUGUCUAGUUUGGAGGAUUCAGAUAUGGAAUACGUGGUACUUCCAUCAUCAAAAGGAGAUUAUGAUGAUAAAGACUUAGAGGAAGAAGUAGUUCCUGGUCAAAACGAGGAUGGAGCAUUUGAUUAUUAUGGAGAUUACAAUGAUCAAAUCCCAUAUGACUUUGAACAUGCAGUUGAACAUGUAUAUGGAGACGAGCAUGUGGGAGACGAAUAUGAACAUGAUGGAGAUGACGAUGAGGAUUCUGGCGAUGAGGAGGAUUAUGACGAUGAUGAGGACGAUGACGAUGAGGAGGACGAUGAUGAUGAGGAUUCUGACGGUGACGAUGAUGUUGCGUACGAUGAUGCGAGUAUGUAUGAUGAUGAUGAUGAUGAUGUUGAGGCAUAG